AUGACAGUGAUCCUCGAGCCUGCUCAUACACAUGACUUCGCCCAUGCCAUAAGAACCGUCGCCGUCAUAGGCUCGGGGCCUACUGGAACACCUGCUGCUAGACAUCUUCAAGAUGCCGGUCUGAAGGUGCGGCUAUUUGAGAGACAGUCUCAGUCCGGCGGUAUCUGGAAUUGGCGACCUGCAGCUUCACUACCAUUAUCGGGGCCAACACUCCCUCCAUCGGUCGGAGCUUUCACCCCUGUGUUCCGUCAAAGUGGGACCUAUGAAGAUCCUGAUCUUCAAAGGAAUGUUUCCCAUAAAUUCUUAGCUGAUUAUGUGCAUAACUAUGCAAAACAUUUUGGCCUCGACAAAUUAGCAUCAUACAAUACCAGAGUCGAAAAGGCCGAGAAGGUCGACCAUAAGUGGAUGUUGAAUCUUCGAAAGGUAGUUGAUGAAGGGAAUGAGAAAGCCAGAGAGGAACAGUGGUCCGAAGAAUUUGACGCUGUAGUUGUGGCUACUGGUCAUUACAACGCUCCAUACAUACCUCCACUCAAUGGUGUGGAUGCCUGGGCGGCUGCAUGGCCGACCAAAGUCAUACAUUCGCAAGGUUAUCGAGUACCCGAACCCUAUGAAGGAAAGACUGUUUUGCUUGUUGGCAUAGGCACGAGUGGUACCGAUAUCGCUCGAGACCUCGACCCAUACGUCGAGAAAACCUACUUAGUGGGCAGAAACAAACUCAGAGGUCCGCCCGCAUAUCAGAGACAACGUAAAUUGCAAAGAUUCAUGGUAUCCGAGAAAGGGGAGUCAGUGGCGGAGAUACAGCGAUUCGUUCCUCCAAACCCUGGACAAUCUAUAGAGGAAGCAGAAGUUGAGCUUAAAGACGGAAGAAUACUGAAAGGUAUCAGUGAGGUGAUUUUUGCCACCGGGUAUCAGUACUCCUUUCCAUUUCUUCCAAGGCACCAUAGCAAUUAUCAAGGCGUGCGCUCGGAACGGGCUGAAAAACACCAGCUGGUGACCGAUGGCUCUGGCGUGCUCAACUUGUGGCGUGACGUUUUCUACAUUCCAGACCCACCACUUACAUUAAUUGGGUUGAGUGUGAACACCUCAGCAUUCUCUUUCUUCGAGUAUCAGUCGAUCUCCAUCGCAAGGGUUCUCUCGGGCAAAGCUAAGUUACCAGAUGAAGCUACGCGUUGGGCCAAUUACGCCCAGCUGGUCAAAGAGAAAGGGGAAGGCAAAUUUAGUCAUCUGCUCAACAAGGAUGGAGAAAGAAGUUAUGUCAGAGAUACGGUCGAGUGGCUCAACAGAGAGGCGCAAUGGUCAGGCGCGGAGUUGAUCGAAGGCCACAGUUUUGAAUGGCUGGCGGAAAGCGAUAAGAUGCAGGAGCUGUUUGCUGUCAAAUAUGGUAUCACGCCGGAACAGCUUCGACAAAUCAGUGAGGAGAUCAAUGCGGGUGAUGGGCAGGAUCAAGAGGCUAUCUCGAAAGACUUUGCGACCGCUGCCGACGAGACGAACGCUAGAGCGAUUGAAGGAUUGGCGAGGAGGGUGGGGGCCGUGAAGGCUUAA
Molecule: messenger RNA, 1542 nt
Organism: Kwoniella mangroviensis CBS 8507
Lineage: Eukaryota; Fungi; Basidiomycota; Tremellomycetes; Tremellales; Cryptococcaceae
Exons: 5
Coding region: 1-1542 (513 amino acids)
Molecular function (GO): NADP binding; N,N-dimethylaniline monooxygenase activity; flavin adenine dinucleotide binding
Source: RefSeq, a predicted model, not a curated record